AUUCUGAGCUCAAAUCACAAUGGCACGGUCUGUCCUCUUUAUUUUUACCUGCACACUUUUCUCCGAAGUAAGUUCUCUAACAUGCUAUCAGUGCAUACCUGAGACCUCCAUUAAAUGCACUGAAACUACAGUGAAUUGUCCUGUUGGUCAGUGCGGAACCAUGAAAACCACAUCUUAUUUGGGAAACAACGCAAUUUCUGCCAUGAUCAUGAAGAACUGCUCUGCAACUCAAGAAUGCGUGACUGCAUCUGUAAACUUUGGAGUCACAAAAAUCAUCAUCAACAAUGAGUGCUGCAGCACUGACCUGUGCAAUGACCAGAUCAAGCAAGAAUCCCAAAAUAGGCUCCCAAAUGGAAUGCACUGCUACACUUGCAAAGGAGAAGACUGUUUAUCAACUUUACCUUGUGCUGAUGGAGAAGAUCAUUGUGUCAAAGCAACAGUCAUUUCAGAGGGACAGAUGAUGACAAUGAGAGGAUGUGCAACCAGAAGCUUUUGCAGAGGUGACCUGUCCUCCCAGAUCAGCCAAAACAACACAGUGGCAGUGGGUCUGACCUGCUGUAAGGGACAUUUGUGUAACAGCUCAAAAACUCUCAUUCAGAACCGCAUGGUUCAGCUGAGCCUUCUGAUGUGUGCCAUAGUUAACUUGCUGUUGUAAGGUUAUAUAAUACGGUAAUGUUGAUUGGCUUUUCACUGACACAAUUUAAAACAACUGAAAACCCAACCAAUAUUAAUACACCUUUAAAAAUUCUGGGUUGUUGUAAACAAAUUUUUGGAUCAAAUAUGAACAAACCCAAUCAUGUUAUGUGUUAUGACAACCCAAUUUUUCUAGCAAACUACACAUGAUAAUGUUAAAUAGGUUGUUCAAUCGCAAAUUAACACUCAUUUACUCACCAAACUCAUAAAUUGUUUGUCUACAGAAAAACAUUACUUUACAUUAGUUAAUGUAUUUAAUAACAUGAACAAACUGUCAAUCAUACAUUUAUUAAUUCAAAUAAAUUAAGCAAUCUUUGUUAACAUUAAUGAAAAUACAGCCUUUCAUUUUCUGUCCUUGUUAAGCUCAUAAAUGUUAACAAUCAUAUCUUUGGAUUUUAAUAAUGCAUUAGUAAAUGUUGAUUUUAGAUAUUUACUUGCAUGGCACACCGCCUCACAUUGACAUUAACAAUGAUUAACUAAUGCUGUACAUGUGUUUUGUUCAUUCUUACUUCAUGUAGAAGAAAAAAAUCACCCAAAGCUGAAAUUCUGUCGACAAUCCUUUGUUCUAAACCAUUAUGAGUCUCUUCUGUUAAACACAAAAGCAGACAUUUUGAAGAAAGCUGAAAAACUAACCAUUUACUUCCACAGUAAGUGAAUGAUUACAGGUUUUCAGCUUCAAAGUAUCUUCUUUUGUGUUUGACAGAAUAAAUACACUUUAUUUAUAUGAAGGUUUCGAACUUGAGGUUGAGCAUAGUGAGUAAUUUUGGGGUGAACAACCCCUUUAACUAAUGAAACCUUGUGUAAAGUGUGACCAAUAUUUAAUAAAAUUAAAAUAAUAAUAUUAAAUAAUAAAAAAA
Molecule: messenger RNA, 1550 nt
Organism: Danio aesculapii
Lineage: Eukaryota; Metazoa; Chordata; Actinopteri; Cypriniformes; Danionidae
Gene: negaly6
Product: neuromast-expressed gpi-anchored lymphocyte antigen 6
Exons: 5
Coding region: 20-655 (211 amino acids)
Source: RefSeq, a predicted model, not a curated record